AGUGAACGCGACACUGGCAUCACACUGCCAGGCUGCGCUGUGGCUGGGUGACUUUCCCAAACCCGACAGCGGCUUUCUCAUUUUUGUGCAGGUGUUUAAGGACCAACAGUAGGAUUAACUUCUCCUACAGGCGUUAUAUCUUCACAAGACAUGUUCUUUCAGGCAGUUGGGAGAAGUCGUACCGCUUUGGGUACGUUUGUUGGGCAAUGGCGGAGAUAUGCCCUGAACACAGCAAGCAGGAGGCAGCUAUGCAGUAAACCAUCUGUGCCGGCACAUACACAGCGAUCUGGGUUCAAACUGCCAGGCUACCGGCCAUCAGAGAUGGACAAGAGGAUUCUUGUCUGGUCUGGACGCUUCAAAACCAAAGAACAGAUCCCAGAGCAAGUGUCAUUUGAGAUGAUCGACGCAGCCAGGAAUAAAGUCCGUGUUAAGGCCUGUUACGUCAUGAUAGCCUUGACCCUCAUCGCCUGCCUUUGGAUGGUCAUCCUCGGAAAAGAUGCCGCAAGCCGCAAUGAUAGCCUGACCACUAGGAACAUGGAGAAAAAAGCCCAGUGGAGAGAGGAGGCACAGCGUGCGCGGGCUGAGGCCGCUCUCGACGAGAAACCGCAGUGAGGGUCCUUUGUCUGACAGUUAGAGCACCAGCCUCCCCUGGGACUCCUAAAAAAUUUUCAUUGAAAAAGUCACUUUAGUGCACACAUUAUAGUAUAUACAGUGUGCUAUUGAGUGUUGCUGGCCUCACGUGGGUCUCUGCUACUAUUGAAAUGUUCCUCUUCUGAGCUGUUCAUCGUGAGCGUGGAGCAGCUGCUAGAGAUAGAGGCUUUUCCUUUGUGAGACUUUGUUUAUAUACAGAAAUGUUUGACUUUUUAAAUGUAUUAAAUGAAUCGUCCUAUA
Messenger RNA from Pygocentrus nattereri (red-bellied piranha), 891 nucleotides. RefSeq names its product family with sequence similarity 162 member A (gene fam162a). Gene Ontology annotation, biological process: positive regulation of release of cytochrome c from mitochondria; cellular response to hypoxia; neuron apoptotic process. NCBI's taxonomy places the organism in Eukaryota, Metazoa, Chordata, Actinopteri, Characiformes, Serrasalmidae. Gene Ontology annotation, cellular component: mitochondrion. The transcript has 5 exons. The record is from RefSeq and is a predicted model, not a curated record. Bases 151 to 612 code for a protein of 153 amino acids.